Molecule: messenger RNA, 1298 nt
Organism: Vanessa tameamea
Lineage: Eukaryota; Metazoa; Arthropoda; Insecta; Lepidoptera; Nymphalidae
Product: fibroin heavy chain-like
Exons: 4
Coding region: 51-1175 (374 amino acids)
Source: RefSeq, a predicted model, not a curated record
UCACUCAUCUCACGAACUUUGUCAUCUUACAAGUCUCCCGACGCGACGAAAUGAAAGCCUUUAUCGUUAUCUGCGCUCUCGUGGCCUGCGCUUCAGCCGCGAAUGAGAAGCGUGAGAAGCGAGGCUUCCUCAGCGGUCUCCACUCCAUUGACAGUCUUUCUUAUGGAGGCUCGUACGGUGGUAUCUAUGGCAGCAACUACGGUUAUGGUGGCUACUCGGGCUACUCUGCACCCGUCAUCAGUCACGCAGCACCUGCGAUAAGCUACGCAUCACCUGUGAUCAGCCACGCAGCACCUGCGAUAAGCUACGCAUCACCUGUGAUCAGCCACGCAGCACCUGCGAUCAGUUACGCAGCACCUGCAAUCAGCUACGCUGCACCAGCUGCCAAAGUUGUGACUGUCAACAAAGUAGUCAACUCUCAGCGUGUCGUCGACGUCCCACAAGUCGUGAACGUGCGCAAAGUGGUGUCUGAGCCUCAAGUAGUGUCCGUUAACAAAGUAGUAGCCGCUCCCAGCUACAACGCCUACAGCAGCGGACUUUCCGGGCUUGGAUACGGAUCUGGCUACGACGCUGGUUACGGUUACGGUUCCAGUUACGGAUACGGAUACGGAUCUGGUUAUGGCUCUGGUUUCUCCAACGGUUGGUGGCGAGUUUAUCACUCAUCUCAGAGCUCACCGCCUACCGACGCACUAAACUGCAAUAUGAAGGCUUUCAUUUUUAUGUGCGCCCUCGUGGCCUGCGUCGCCGCCGAAAGUGAGAAGCGCGAGAAGCGUGGCUUCCUCAGCGGCCUCCACUCCUACAGCGGCGGCAUCAGCGGGGGAUACAGCAGCGGCUACAGUGGCGGCCACGGAGGCUAUAGUGGAUACAGCGGCUACUCAGGCUAUUCCGCGCCCGCCGCCCAGGUCGUGACCGUCAACAAAGUAGUCAACACUCAACGCGUCGUCGAAGUCCCACAAGUCGUGAACGUGCGCAAAGUGGUGUCUGUGCCUCAAGUAGUGUCCGUGAACAAGGUGGUGGCCGCUCCCAGCUACAGCUCUUACAGCAGCGGACUGUCCGGCUAUGGCUACGGAUCCGGCUACAGUUCCGGACACGGCUAUGGCUCCGGAUACGGCUCCGGCUACAGUUCUGGAUACAGCUCCGGCUUAGGCUCUGGCUACUCAAAAGGCUGGUGGUGAAUCUUAUCAUUAGAUUUAGUUCAAAGCGCAUUGUGAUUCUGUCCUCUCUUAGCUGUGUUCUCCCUCCAACUAAGAUUACAUUUGUUUCGUAUGAAGAUAUAUAAAUCUAUGAAUAAUAAACUU